Molecule: messenger RNA, 285 nt
Organism: Ostreobium quekettii
Lineage: Eukaryota; Viridiplantae; Chlorophyta; Ulvophyceae; Bryopsidales; Ostreobiaceae
Source: the annotation of a GenBank genome assembly
AUGUCGUCAAGAGCACAGUUGCCGGCGCCCCCUGGGCUGUCCCCUCCUUGCGUGGGGAGCUCUGCGCGCCAUGCAAGUCGACGACCUGCGAUAGCUCGGUCUCAGCUGUGUACAAGAGGAUGGCGCGCCCAAAGCACACCCACGGUGCGGGCCGCACAGCUGGGGGUCACUGAACAAUCCCAAGUUGGCCUGGUGGAUGAGAUGCGAAAAGUUGCAAUGAACCUGCACACAAAGGACCAAGCAAAGGAGGGGGGCCAAGAAUCUGCCCCUAAACCAUUCAAAUCG